AUGGUGUUGUUAGUGAAACGCUUCGUGCUCAUCCUCUUAUCGAUUGUUUCAGUUCGCUCAUCCGAAAAUUUGGAAAAUAGGACAGCGGAAGAGCCUGAAAUUCCAGAUGUCGAUGAUCCGCUGAAAACCUGCCCCGGGAAGGAUGAAAGGAAAUUUUAUGAAGACCCCAUUUCUUGUCUAAUCCGUCGAUCCGAAAUGGCGACAAAGCAACAUGUGGGAAUUCUCGUGGCUUAUGGCUCCAGUGAAACGUUAGAACUCCAAUGCCAAGUGUGUAGUGGUGAACGAUUAUCAAGAUUUAAAUGGUUCAAAGUCUCCCGCUCGAAGCCCGGUAAGCCAAUGAUCUUGGUUGAAGAUAGGCUAGACAACAAACACUGGGUUCUCGACAAAUCGAUGCUUGAGGAAGUGAUCAGUGAACAAGUCGGGCCCAAAAAGUACAACCCUUGUCUGUGGCGUAAAACCAAUACUCUUCACUUUGACGAUUUUCAGGUGCCACAGGACUUGGGCACCUAUGUUUGCAUGCAUACGCGAUCGGCCACUCACGCUGUCAACAAUAUUUGGUACCAUGUGGACACCAUCUUACCUUAUGCGCAGUUUGCUGACCCUGUUGACUUGCCAGCCAAACAUCAGAUGCAUAGUAGAGUAGAAUCAUUGUCUCAAAUUCGGACACUUCAAGAAACACUGGAUCAUGAUUUGGCUGUAUUGCCGGAUUUUGUAGACAUGUAUUUUGAUACGCUGCAAAUCACCUCUCGUUUGUUCAACAAUCUACCCAGGUCAACUCAGUGUGGUGAGGUUCCCGUUCGCUCAGAUCGUGCCUGCUUCGUGCGCAUUCAGCCAGAAGUGAUGUCCCAAUUGCAAUUCGCGGACGAACCGAAUAAAUUAAUCUACAAUGUCCUACGACAUACGUUUGAAUUUCUCAUUAAUUACCAGCUGGCCACGGAGAGCAGUCAGCGAGUGGUACGUCAGGAAGCGGCCAGAAGAAAGGCCGCUGAACUCGGAUUUUACAUGCAAAUCAACGAUACGGAAAUAUAUGUUCCUUGCACUUACACACUGUUCAAACAUCUACCCGACCUGGAUGGGGCGUUCAAUCCGCUUGGCAAAAGGGGACUGUAUUCUGAGAUGGUCUACGACUUUGCUUGUCCAGAACUAGACCCAAUGGAUUUGAUCAACUUGGCAUUGGAACGAGAUGUCACCAGGAUGAAAGUUCAAAUGCUCGGACUGACGGAUGUCCGCUUCAUGAAAAUCGAGAAGGUCGGCGUGGAAGGGAAGGCAUUUCUACGCAUAUCAUGUAAUUUGGAUCCCCAGGCGAAUUGCUCCGGCUGGAGAAGUGACGCUUUGUGGAAAUUUAAGUCCGAGGUAUCCUUCCACAGACGAACCAUGAUGAAUGAACGAAUCUAUAUGAGCGAAAACUGUGAUCUGGUUAUAACCAACCUAGAACGCAAUGACAGUGGGAACUACGAGUGUUUUGUGCGUGAUCCACGCAACCCAGCUGCUUGGCAGCGUGUUCCCCACAUUGCCUAUCGCGUUUCUGUGGAAAAGGCUACUUACAAAUGGCCUGAAGAGUCAGAUCUCCUAAUCGGGAUAUUCAUCCUCAUCACGUGGUCUGUGUGUAUUUGUAUUGCUUGGACGUGUCUGAUGGGUUACAAUUACCAUGUGUAUACAGCUGCGCUUGUGAUUGCAGCGGCCAGACAAAAACAGUUAAAAGAAGCUUUGGGGGAAGUGAUUUCGCAAGACGAUGGAGCUAUGCCUCAAGAAGAGGAUGACGGAGUCGCCAUGGAAACAUGGGAAAAUGAUGAAGUGCAGCAAGACGUGGAGGACACUGCGGAAACGGAAGAGGAAGACGAGGUGGUUUCAGAAGACUUAUCGGAAGUGGAACCACCGGAUGAUGAAUACAGUGGUCCUGAAAAGACUUCGUCCGUUGAAGCCUAG
Molecule: messenger RNA, 1926 nt
Organism: Opisthorchis viverrini
Lineage: Eukaryota; Metazoa; Platyhelminthes; Trematoda; Opisthorchiida; Opisthorchiidae
Exons: 1
Coding region: 1-1926 (641 amino acids)
Source: RefSeq, a predicted model, not a curated record